Pyricularia grisea is the source of this 1732-nucleotide messenger RNA. RefSeq lists its product as uncharacterized. The transcript is spliced from 5 exons. Bases 170 to 1732 code for a protein of 520 amino acids. The record is from RefSeq and is a predicted model, not a curated record. Gene Ontology annotation, molecular function: monooxygenase activity; heme binding; oxidoreductase activity, acting on paired donors, with incorporation or reduction of molecular oxygen. NCBI's taxonomy places the organism in Eukaryota, Fungi, Ascomycota, Sordariomycetes, Magnaporthales, Pyriculariaceae.
UGUUCUCUAGGGGGAUAUUGGCCGGCGUUUUUGAGAAACCCUUCCUCCAUCAGCAUAGCAUCAUAUCAUCGCGUUGAACUUUUGCUAAUUUUUCAUUCCUGCCAGACAGUAGUUCUCCCACAGCUCUCAGCAAAUCAAUUCUCAAACUGAGCUUUGUUUAGCUUUCAAAAUGUUUACCCCGAACUUUCUAGGAAUGAUGGGCAAGCCCAUAGCCGGCCAACUAGGCAUGGCUGUAGCCUUCACGAUUAUUCUCGGUUUAAUAAUUCAUAUACUCCGUAUGAGAGUUUUUCAUCCCCUCCGGCGGUACCCUGGGCCCUGGCUCAACAGCAUCACUCAAGUUCCUGCCGCGUGGGCACUUCUUAAAGCUCGACAGCCCAAGGCCUACCGGGAACUGCACGAAAAAUAUGGCCCUAUUGUCCGAGUUGCGCCCAACGAACUCAGUUUUAUCAAUGUAGAGGCUUGGGAUGAUAUUUACGGAUUCCAUAAAUCGACACCCAACUUUGAAAAGAGUCCAGUCUUUAUAGGGGCCGUUUCACCACUGAACGGACAAACUGGUAUCAGCCUGGCCAACAAUGAAGAGCAUACGAGACAGCGACGUGCACUAGCGGCUCCCUUCACCAACCGUGCUUUGCUACAGCAGCAGGAUAUCCUUCAAGUCCACGUCGACAAGCUUAUGACGGCACUGCGCACCAAGGCGCGGAACAAGGAAUCAGUCAAUCUUGGCGAGUGGUAUACAUACACAACUUUCGACAUCAUUGGUGAUAUUUGUUUUGCAGAGCCAUUUGGAUGUUUGGACGGCGGAGAGUCCAACGACUGGGCUCGGGCCAUCAUCAACAUCUUCAAGGCGGCUACUUGGGACCAAGCAAUCAGAAGGGUUGCCGGGACAGGCACCCUACUACACAAGGCCCUGGUCAAGAUAAUCAUACCAGCCGAGGCGGCACAGUGGCGCACCAUCCACUUCUCCAACUCAAAGGCCAAGACGCUAGCGCGGCUCGCAGACCCAGACCGCCAGCAUCCAGACCUCAUCAAGCACAUCCUCGACAGCGAGGACUCUCGCGCCGCCCUGAGCCCGACCGAGAUCAUCCUGAACAUGGUGCUCUUCAUCAGCGCCGGCAGUGAAACCACCGCCAACACCAUGACGGGCUGGACCUACUUUAUGCUGCGGCACCCGGCUGCCCGGGCUCGCGCCACCGCAGAGGUGCGCGCCGCCUUUGCAUCGCCGCGUGACAUCAAGUGGGAGACUGUGCGGGCUCUUCCGUAUCUCAACGCGACGCUCGAGGAGGCCCUCCGACUCUUCUCGCCGGCGCCAUCGAACCAGCCGCGGGUGGUGCCGUUAUGCGGCGCCGUGGUUGCCGGGUGUGCGCUGCCGGCCGGCACGACCGUAUCGGUGGCUCCGUGGGCGGCCGUCUUUUCGCCCAUCAACUUUGCCGACCCGGAGAAGUUUGCGCCUGAGCGCUGGCUCGAGGAAGGCGCCGACCCUCGGUACGCCGGCGAUCGCCAUGCCGCUUCGCAGCCCUUCAGCACGGGGCCGCGUGGCUGCAUGGGCAAGAACCUGGCCUACUUUGAGCUGCGCCUCGUGCUGGCCCACCUGCUCUGGCACUUUGAUCUCGAGCCCACCGACAGCGCCGCCGGCCGCGAGUGCAUGCGGCGCUGGGAUGAGACUGACAUGGAUACGUAUCAGACCUGGAUGAAGCCCGAUCUCUGGGUAGAAUUGAAGGAAGCCAAGCGGUAG